AUGGCUGAAGCACAAAGCGGCCCUUCUAAUGGUCGCAAACGCAAGUACCGAUCAGACGGGGUAUCACCCACCUGGGUAAAGCGAACGAUCGAAGGACCAGGAAUAUGGGCAACAUGCGUAAAGGGAAAAGAAAAAGGAACGGUCGGCGAGCUCUACGAUCUGUUUGAAUCACUAGCUGCUGACAUGUGGCCCGUUGAAGGGCAUGGCUCCUCUGUUAAUGAUCGGGAUAAUGGCUCAGAUGCGGAUGGGAGUGAAGAAGAUGACUUGGAGACGCAGAUUGCAAAAGAGGUCGCUGCGCUGAAACGGCCAAAAGUGGAGAAACGGUUUGCUAAUUGCCUGACAAACACACAAUGUGUAAUCUUCAUGUCAUGUAAACCUCCCGUGGACCCAGUAAAACUUGUGAUGAAACACGUAGAAAACGUUCAAAUAACAGGGGUCACGAGAACAAAAUACACGCAUCGGUUGACACCAGUCUCCGGCACAUGCGUUGCGAACAUCCCAGAGCUCAACUCCCUAUGCCGUCGAACCGUCGCUGCGUACUGUGCCCCAGAGAACAAUGAAGGGUCCCCGAGGGCUCGGAAGUACAAGAUUGAGUUGCGCGUGCGCAACCACAAUACGCUGACGCGAAUGGAGAUCAUCCAAGAAGUAGCUAAAUGCAUGCCUUCAAAUUAUACCGUCGACCUGGACGAUCCUGAUGUGUUCGUUUUGGUAGAAGUUUUCAAGAGUACCGUUGGCAUGAGCAUCGUUGAAGAUUAUUAUCGAUUUCAAAAAUUUAACGUUAUGGAGUUGGCGAAUGCGCGUAAUGAACCGGAAAGAUUUGAAAAGGGGGCAGGGCGCGUACAAGAUAAGAAGCAGGAUGAUGAUAAUGCAGCUGUGUAG
This is a messenger RNA of Suillus bovinus, 879 nucleotides long. RefSeq lists its product as uncharacterized. The coding region runs from base 1 to 879 and encodes 292 amino acids. Gene Ontology annotation, biological process: tRNA modification. The record is from RefSeq and is a predicted model, not a curated record. The transcript is spliced from 8 exons. Lineage: Eukaryota; Fungi; Basidiomycota; Agaricomycetes; Boletales; Suillaceae. Gene Ontology annotation, molecular function: RNA binding.